UUUGUCCUCUCCUUUUGUGGAUUUUUCCUUUUCCCACCUACAGCCCUGGGCAGCAGGAUGCCAGCACAGGGAUAAUGCCACUGUUCUCCCUGCCUUAUGUCCCCACCACUCUGGUGCUGCUGGUCCUCCUGUUAGAGGUUGAGGGGUGCUCUCCCCUUGAGGCCAUCGGGACAGGCACGGUAGGGUGGUCACAAGUGCAGGGGAGGGCAGUAAGAGCACUGGUGUGCAGCAGGUACCAGUGCCUGUCCUUGCAGUGGCCCCGCAGCUGCCCAUGCCCCUGAUACUCGGAAAGACUGUAACUCGUGAGAAUUGAGAGUUACAAAGUAGGUAUGCAUUUAUUCAACGCUGAGGUGCUUGGGGGAUAGCUCCUCCCAAAGCAUGCACCAGGAAACGUCAAACUACUGCUAUGUUUAUUCCCUAGACACCUAGGAUUACACAAUAUGCCUAAUACAUACUAAUGUGCUAGUCCCGCCUAGUCUUGCCUACCAUCGCUUUGUUUUAAAAUAAACCAAAAGUCCUUUUGUGCUUGCGUCUCCUCAGUUCGGGUGUCGUCGGGGGUCUCUGAUGAAGGCUUCCCCUCCUCAUCGUACCUGAGCUUUUCAACUUUGUCUCCGGAGCAUGCAUCUUAGCCUCUUGGGCACAUUCCAGGCCUUGCCAUUAUUCCUCGCUGGUUUAAGGUUUUGGAUUUAUCACUUAUCACUGGUAGCCUUGCACCCCUCCCCCCAUUUGCGAGUUCUGGCUCCGUUUACCACAAACCAGUCUGCCUCUCCUGAUUUUUGCAAGCACAGUAAGUGCUAGGCAUUCCUUACUCCUCAGUUCCCUGUCUCCCCCUGUGCUUCCUCCUCAGCCUCUUCUCUGCAAGGUAAGGGGCUGGAGGUUUGGGAGGCUCGUGCCGUGGUGGGGGGGGCAAAGUUGGAGCCCUCCUGUGCAAUGUGGGCCUGGUGAGGGAGCGGCAGUGCUGAGCUGGACUCACGGAGCUCAGCUGGGGGCACAGAGAAGGGCUGUAGGAGCACACGUGCCGUAGGAUGGAGCCCGGUACCCGGCCCGUUCCGGCAGCAGCCGCCUCCAGGAGGGAGGAUCCAGCUAGCUCGUGCGACCGGGCAUGGGGCCCCGCGCCUGGGACGGCCAGACGGGGAAGGCUGGGGCCCGUGCGGGUCUCGGGGGGGCCCGCCGGGGCCCGGGAAGGACACGGGACAGGCCCCGCUGCCGAGGCACCUCGCGACACCCGGCGGCGCUUUACGGCCGCGACGCUUCACGGCAGCGCGACCCAGGCGCGGCGGCGGGGACGGGGCAGAGGGGUUCGGGGUGGCAUGAGCUUCUACGACGUGUUUCGUGGCUUCUUCGGGUUCCCGGGACGCUGCAGACCCCGGGACCCGCUGUUCGGCGGCGCGGUGUGGGACGAGGAGGAGGAUGGCGACCCGUCCACGUCGAAGCCCCCCCAGGAAUUCGGCUUCGGAUUCAACCCCGGUUCGUCCCGAGGCGCCUUCGAGGAGGUGUUCCUGGACAUGGGCGAGCUCCUAGGCGCCUUGGGGGGGUUCUGGGCCGAGUCCCAGCAGCCUUUCGAGCCCGCCCUGCCCGGCCCCGGUGAAGGCAGCGCAAGGCGACCGCUGAGGGACUCUAUGCUGAAGCACCCGGUGAGUCCCCCUGCCAGCGCAGCCCCGGGGAGUGCCGGGGGCGCCGGCGAUCUGACCCGACCGUGGAGACCCUUCUUAGGGCUGGAAGAUGCUCAUCGGGCUCCUCCUGGCCUCAAGGAAGAUCAAGACUUGGACUCCCAGGUCUCCUCUGUGGGGCUGGGGACCAUCCUGAGACCCAAUGAGCCCAAGUCCCACUCUUACUUCCAGAGUGUCUCUGUCACCAAAGUGACUCUCCCUGAUGGGGCAGUAGAGGAGCGCCGCACCAUGCAGGACAGCGAGGGCCGCCGAGAGACAACAGUAACGUGCCGGAGGGGGGACCAGGCCUUCAUCACCACCACCAAGGAGGAUGGGCAGAAGAAGGACUACCAGGAGGAGGUGGUCAACAUGGAUGACCGGGAGCUGGCACAGUUCACUGGCACAUGGCCACAGCAAGAUGAGCUUCGUUCUGCCAACCUGAGUGACCCCUCAUCUGUGCUGGGCAGCUUCUUCCGACGCUGGUUCUCAAGCCAGUAGCUGUGUCCAGUCCUGACUGAGCAGCCCGUAUGAGUGACAGAUGGGUCAGAUCUUGCUGGGAAGUGGUGCCUGGGCUGGAGGUUACUUACCUUCUGCAGCACUGCAGAGCUACAGAGAUCCCUGUGAGGGCCAAGUGUAUGUCUGUAUAGGGCAAUAAAAUCUA
Molecule: messenger RNA, 2310 nt
Organism: Cinclus cinclus
Lineage: Eukaryota; Metazoa; Chordata; Aves; Passeriformes; Cinclidae
Gene: HAX1
Product: HCLS1 associated protein X-1
Exons: 8
Coding region: 1026-2147 (373 amino acids)
Biological process (GO): regulation of actin filament polymerization; negative regulation of apoptotic process
Cellular component (GO): clathrin-coated vesicle; actin cytoskeleton; sarcoplasmic reticulum
Source: RefSeq, a predicted model, not a curated record